AAACCUUCCCUGGCCAAAACAAAUUCACAAAGGAAGUUUUAAAAAUGUUUGACAAUGGCAGUUUUUCUAGCAAAAUCUGGAUAGGUUAAUGCUGUCAAUAUGGCUGCGCCCUGCAGCGAAAGUUGAAAGGUGUCUGCUGUGGAAUGAAAAGUCUGUUUAUAAUCAAUAAUGUUCAGUAUACAAGUUCGAGAACCAUACGAAAGUUAACUGCUUGGCACUAGAUCUAGUCUAUAAAAGCAUUACAGUUUUCAUGCAAUGGCAUUUCUACAACCAAUCAGGUCAAAUGCACUCUCAUCGACCCGAUCCCUUUGCCUUUUCACGGCGAGCCAAGUCAAGAUCAAGCCGGGAACGUACUUGUCUUGUAAUACCAGAUCUACAUUUAGAUCUAGAUCUAGCCCUGCACAUCAUGCAUCGUAUCUGCACACUAUGCUAAUACCCCAAACAGUCAAUGUAAGAUCUCUGCACAUAAACUCCCACCAUUCAGUAGAUCUAUCCAAUGCAUCCUGUGGAUUUUUUCCUUCUUCCAAUUUAUCUCUUCACCAAAGUCAAAGACGAGAAAGGGGUUUGAGUUUCAGUUUGAACUUUUUUAGAACCAAGUAUUCAAGUUCAGGACUUUUUACUGAUAGAAAUAGUGGCGGAUCUAGAGUAAAAAAUUGUGACAGACACGUUGGAAAAAGCAGUCGCCAUAGCUUGAAUUAUGCCAAUUACAACACAGACAGACAUAGACUACGUAGAUUACGUGACAGAACAAAGCAAAGAAUUUCAUCGAGAGUUUUAAAGUGGAAAAACACACUUUCGUUGAAAAACAGAAGUGCAAAAGAACACUUGUCUGUUCAUAGGCGGAGAAGUGAAAUUGCUGUUACCAAGCUUCGCAGGAAAUUGAAUACUGGUGUUAAGGAAAAUAUUAAAACAAUACCUAACUUGCUGACUACUCUGCGGAUGGGAUCUGCCCCAGUGCUGUCAUAUCUAGUGGUGAAUGAACAUUUUGGACUUGCUUUCAGCAUAUUCGUUGUUGCUGGAAUUACUGAUCUGCUGGAUGGCUACAUCACUCGGAAUUUCAAGAAUCAGAGAACAGCACUUGGCACAGCUCUCGACCCGCUGGCCGACAAACUCCUCAUCAGCUUCCUCACAGUGUCUUUGACCUCGGCUGGUCUGAUACCAGUUCCUCUUACGGUUCUCAUCUUGGGCAGAGAUGCUGGGCUCAUUGCUGGCUCGUUUUACGUCCGUUACACCUCCCUGGCUCCACCAAGAACUUUGUCCAGGUACUUUGACGUGUCACAUGUCACAGCCAAGCUCUACCCUUCUCUGAUCAGCAAGGUGAACACGGCAUUCCAGUUGUCCUAUGUGGCAUGCACUUUAGCUUCACCAGUCUUUGACUUUGUCGGACACCCUUGGCUACAGGCUCUAAUGUACACUACAGCCACCACAACCUUCCUCUCUGGGGCUGACUAUGUCCUGACCUGGAGGAAGAGGUUAAAGAUCAUCAAAAACAAUUAGUGAAGAUUCUAUGCAAAAGUGUGGACUCCACUGGUCCCUGAGGACCACCGUUAUGCUCUUUAUACUUUGUUGCAAAGUAUAAAGAAAACUGUAAGGCUAAGUAUUGUUGCCCUGUUCAUGUUCUUGAGAGCACGAGACGUGUGAGCUUGAAUAGAUCCGCAAACAGUGUGACGUGUGAUUCUUACUGUGAGUCCCCUGAAAAUUUGAGCUGUUUUCUUCUACUGUGUGACUCCUCUAUGAUGUGUAAGUUAGCCUUGCCUAUUGCAAGGAUGCUUUUUUGUGCAAAAUGGCACACCCAGGAUGUAUGAUUUUGGCUAAGAAUAAAGGUCGAAAUUUGUAGAUCACCAAGAAAACCUUAUUUUUUAAAUCUGUAACUGUCUACACAUCUUGAGUGAUCCCCCAACCAAAGCUGUAAAUAUUGUUAUUCUUUUGUAAUUGUGUUUUCCUUAAUCUUAAGGUCUAACGUGUGUUGAUAUAGAGAAAAACUGAUGGAGAAUUGACCAAAACUGCCUUCAAGUUUUUAUUUGGAGUAUAUGAAGUUUGUACAAUGUGAGUUGGGAUAAGAAUUCGGUGAUCGUUGGAUUGAGUCUUCCAUUCAUGACGGGCAGUCUGUUUUUGAAAAUAUUUGAACAAUUUUGCAACAAAUUAUGACACAUCUAUUUGUCUGGUUUUGAGAAAAUUGAAGAAUUUCUAUUCUUCACCCAUUUACUUAAUCAUCUUGAGCAACUUUGUUUUUAUAGUAUACAUGAUGUAAGGCUUAGUUGAUAUUUAUUGUAUGGGGAAAUCUAUGUUGGAUGCUCAUCCUUAAUUUUGAUGAGAUCUCCACAUAUUUUUGACAAACCGCGACAUUUCGACAUUACAAUAACAAGGAAAGGAAAGAAUGGCUAACAAACUUUGGUCGACUACAAGUGAAAUCUUGCGACUCACAGAAAGAGCUUGACAGGCACGGAGAGGAUAUGUUUUGGUUUGUAAAAAAAGGUCUACCAUACCUCUUUUGUUGCAUUUUGUUAAAAAAGGUAUCACUUUCUGCAAUUUUUUCAAGAGGAAAACCACUCUUUGUAAAAAAUAUAAUUGACUAUGGAACAGGCUUCACCAUUUUAGAUACGACAGUUAUAAUUUUGACCAAAAACUGUUCAUCUUUACUUCCAAGUAGCAGACUGAUUGUAGAUUGGCAGAAAAGGAUUUGGAAUAGACCUUAUAAGUUACGAAACAUUUGUUUUCCAUUCUUCUUUGUGUAUAAUUAAGUCACAGCCGGGUAUACUAGAUUCUAGUCGUGAUCAAAGUAUUUUUGUUGCAUUUAAGUGAAUCUUGCAUCCAUAGAAUUAAUCAUGUUCAACUUUCUAUUUCGCUGAGACUGAGCUUUCAGUAGAAACAAGGUCAGACAACAUGAGCAUUUUUGGGUUGACAAUUCAGAUCUGUUGAGUACUCUACCCAAUAUCUGUCCUUCCUUUCAUCACACUUUAUACUUCUUACUGUAAAAUUCACGUUUUUUUCGAUCACUGAUUUUCAGUAGUUGUUUUAUUUUUGCUUUUGCUGCGCAUUUGAGUGUAAGUUUGUCCUGACUUGUUUAUGUUUUUGAUAAGGGAAGGUUUGCAGCCGUUGAUUCCUUCUUAAUCUUAAUGUACUGGAGUGUGAAAACGACUCUAAUUUUUUCCCCCCUUUCAGUUUUGUAAGGAUUUUUUUUUCAGAAAAUCUCUUAAUUUUGGUCUGUAAGUGAUUUGUAGGUGUGGUUAUACUGUUGGAACUUUCAACUUUGGCUGUGACUCAGAAAGGUUAACCUGCUUCUUGCACUAACAAUUUAGUUUUGUUUUGUGAUGAAAUGAAAAGACAUUUAAAUGUAUCUGAAUCACAGUGAUAUUGAUUAAAUGUUUCCUUUAUUUUCUUGUCAGUUGUGAACAAGGCUCGAGAUGAGGGGCACUAAUAAUUGUCAUGAUUUUAUUUUCAGUCUUUGCUAAUGUUACGCCUGUUUGACUUUAUGAAAUUAUGCUUGUCCUUUGAGAUCUCCGUCAAGAGAGUAUUCAACAUGGUUUUCUCUGUAAGAAACAAGUCUAUAUAUAUCUUGCUCGCUCUGUGUCCGCCGUGACCUUUACCCUCCUUGCCAUGGUCCCCUGAGCCCUCAGGACACCAACACCGGAGUUCUGUUGCGUUGACCGCUAGGUUUAAACCACUACAUCAACUACAUGUGUUUGGUGCUUACAACGGUCAAGUUAGGGCUCACUCAGGUCUACAGGGUUAAAGCAGAUAUCUCAAGUACAGUCAGGCACAGAAUACCACGGAUGCCGUAGCUUGUACAGUUUGCCAUUCACUGACCGAUAUCUCUUUAACUUUUUGCUGAAUUAUGGAUGUGUCGAACACCUUUGUCAAUCCGGAACGUGUUUGAAUUAUCCAUGCCCAACUGUAUUCCACGUUCAAAUAGAACAUUUUAAUUAGGGCUACGAAUUGGUCAGCUUUUUGUUGAGGAGAGAGGUGCUUUGGUGUGGUUUUCAUGUUGCAAAUAAAAGUUGUUAAUGUUAACUA
This is a messenger RNA of Aplysia californica (California sea hare), 4014 nucleotides long. Its product is annotated as probable cardiolipin synthase (CMP-forming). Gene Ontology annotation, cellular component: mitochondrion; membrane. Lineage: Eukaryota; Metazoa; Mollusca; Gastropoda; Aplysiida; Aplysiidae. Gene Ontology annotation, biological process: cardiolipin biosynthetic process. The coding region runs from base 256 to 1497 and encodes 413 amino acids. Gene Ontology annotation, molecular function: cardiolipin synthase activity. The record is from RefSeq and is a predicted model, not a curated record. The transcript has 7 exons.